AUCCUAAAAUUCACAAAUCACAACCAGCUUGAGAAUGCCAACGAUAUCUAAUCCACAUAGGAUCACCACCGCGCCACUGACUCGAUACGAAACCAGACUAGCUCACUGAAGCGGCAAUGGCGCUUCUAAACAUGGCGUCCUCGCUCCACUCAAUCUCGUCGUCUCGAUCCAACCUCUCUAUCUUCCAAUUCAAACUCCCGAGUCGCGCUCCUUCGACCCCAGCCGCGCUGGUGCGAAAGCGAAGCGGAGGGGGACGGAUCAGAUGGCUGGACCGACGGCGGUAUAGCGAAGCUCAAGCUUCUGCUGCUGCUCAGAGUAGCGGUUACGAUCCCAAGCGCGGCGUUGCCGUCUACAAACCAAAGUCCUACGAGGUGCUACUCACGGAUGCCGCCAAUUCUCUGGCAUUCGCAAUUCAGGACGGCAAGAAGAGAUUGGAAAUUGAGUUCCCGCCCUUGCCUAGCAACAUUUCUACAUACAAGGGAUCCUCAGAUGAUUUCAUCGAUGCCAAUAUUCAACUUGCAUUGACUGUCAUCAAGAAGCUCAAAGAGAAGGUGGAAAUGAGAGUUUGCGUUGUGUUCCCCGACAAGCCAGAAAAACGCAGGGCAUCUCAGCUUUUCCGAACGGCUAUCGACUCGAUUGAAGGUAUAACUGUUGGUUCACUUGAUGAUCUCCCGAGUGGUCCCGUAAACACUUUUUUUAGGUCUAUCAGGAGCACCUUAGAUUUUGAUUUUGAAGAUGAUAAUGAAGGUCGCUGGGAGUCAAAUGAGGCACCUUCGAUUUUUCUGUUUCUUAACUGUAGCACACGUGAAUUAUCUUCCAUAGAGAAGUAUGUGGAGAAAUUUGCUGCUGCGACACCAACAGUUUUGUUUAAUCUCGAACUUGAUACAUUACGUGCUGACUUGGGUCUCCUGGGGUUUCCAACAAAAGAUUUGCAUUAUCGUUUUCUAUCUCAAUUUGUUCCAGUCUUCUAUAUUCGAACUAGAGAUUACUCAAAGGUAAUGAUUUCUUCAUUAACUUAUUGUUUUAUGAUUUGAACUGGAAUAACCUGAUGUUGUUACUCAUCUAAGACAGUAGCAGUAGCACCGUACAUUGUCAACUACAGUGGCGCUCUCUUCCGCCAAUACCCUGGGCCAUGGCAGGUUAUGCUUAAACAGGGAGAUGGUUCUUAUGCUUGUGUAGCAGAGAGUAGUACACGCUUCACACUUGGGGAGACAAAAGAAGAACUGUUGAGGGUUCUGGGGCUUCAAGAGGAGCAGGGAAGCCAAUUGCAAUUUCUUCGUAGAGGCUAUAAGGUAACUAAAUGAUCAAGCCUCUGGAUGGGACAUGAGUUGUUUCUCUGGGAACAUUUGUAAUGGUACUGGAAUGACACAUUGCACGGUAGAAACGUUCACUGCUGCAACUUGGUGGGAAGAAGAUGUUGAUUUGGAAGCCUCUUCAGAAUGGCGAACUUGAUUAGCAGCUAGCCAGCAUAAGAUAUUCACUGGACAACUAUGACAGUGACUGAAGAAACAAAAAACGUCCCUUUCUGUAAGCAAGGUCAAGCGAAAGGGUAGUCGGAUAUUCAUUUUCAGUGUAGAGUUAAAACACUUGUUUUCCAUUCAUUGAUCCGCUACUCAUAUGAUCUGGUCUAUGAUGAAAGCUGAAAAGCAGGGGGCUUAUCUUCCCCUGAGAAUGUACAGGAUGCUUGGACUUCCAGAAAAUGCUACAAAAUUAUCUUUUGUGUUCUCAUUUCGUGCACAAUCAUACCGAACUUAACUCUAGUAAUGGUCAGCACUGUUUG
Molecule: messenger RNA, 1780 nt
Organism: Linum tenue
Lineage: Eukaryota; Viridiplantae; Streptophyta; Magnoliopsida; Malpighiales; Linaceae
Source: the annotation of a GenBank genome assembly